UGGUUUUGUGCCCGGGGAGGUGGAAACCAUGGCUUACGUGUCCUCGACCGUUCUCACUAUUUUCUUCGGUAUCGUCGGCUUGUAUGUGAUCAAGCGUCUGCGAUCCUCGCGUGAUGACCGGCCUCUUCCACCCGGCCCCAAGGGCAUCCCAUUCCUGGGCAAUGUGAACGACAUGCCGAAGCCGGGCGUGCUCGAAUGCCACCACUGGCUCACGCACAAGGAACUGUACGGCCCGCUCAGCUCGGUCACCGUGCUAGGCCAGACCUUCAUCAUCAUCAACUCCGCGCAGCUAGCCUUCGAGCUACUCCGCGACCGGUCGGCGAUCCAUUCCUCGCGACCCAGCCAGGUGUUCAGCUGCGAGAUGAUCGGCUGGCGGAACGCGACGGCCAUGAGUCCGUACUCGGAUGCGUGGAAGAUCCACCGGCGGAACUUCACGAAGAUCGCUAAUACGCACGCUUCCUUGUCUGUGUUUGCGCGCGCGCAAGAGGUUGAGGCUGCGCACUUUCUGCUCAACGUUUUGGAGUCCCCGGAUGAUUUGUUUGACCACAUUCGAAAGGAAGCCGGCAGUGUAAUCUUGAAGAUUACAUACGGGUAUACGACCGAAGCCCACGGUAGGGACCCUCUUGUCGACUUGGCCGGCAAGACUAUGGUGCAGUUUGCCGAAGCCACGGUGCCUGGCCGGUGGACUGUGGAUAUCCUUCCGUUCCUGAAAUAUUUGCCCGAUUGGUGCCCGGGUACUGGAUUCAAGAAAACUGCUCGCCGCAUGGCCCUCGAGCUGAGGCAAUGUACGAACCAGCCUUAUGAAUUCGUCAAGCAGCAGAUGCGGGAGAAGGAGCACAAGACGUCUUUCCUAUCGCAGGCUAUUCGAGAUAUCGGCUCGGAUGCGGAGAUGGAAUUCAUCCACAAGUGGGCCGCGCUUUCCUUGUACCUGGGCGGCGCGGAUACGACCGUCUCAUCGCUGAUGACCUUCUUCUUGGCCAUGGUUGUAUUCCCAGAAGUACAGAAGAAGGCCCAAGAGGAGCUGGACCGUGUCAUCGGAGGCAACCGCCUGCCUGUCGGCGCGGAUCUUGAGAAGUUGCCAUACAUUGAAGCAAUCAUGAAAGAGACUCACCGCUGGCACCCUGUCCUGCCCAUGGGUCUGCCUCACACGAGCAUCGAGGAGGAUGUCUGCCGAGGAUACAGGAUUCCCAAGGGCGCUGUGCUGCUGCCCAACACUUGGUACUUCACUCACGAUCCCGAAGUCUAUCCCGACCCUAUGACUUUCCGGCCGGAACGACACCUCGAGACACCCACUCACAAGGCCGAGCCCGACCCACGCAACUACAUCUUCGGCUAUGGCCGCCGCAUCUGUCCAGGUCGCUUCGUCGCCGAUAACGCGCUGUUCAUUACCAUCGCUCAGUCCCUGGCGGUGUUUAAUAUUGAGAAGAUUGUAGAUGAGAACGGCAAGAUAGUAGAGCCGGAGGUGAAGUUCGAACCUGGCGCGAUUAGUCACCCUCUGCCGUAUCGUACGUCGAUCAAGCCGAGGUCAAAGAUGCAUGAGGACUUGAUCAAGGCGGCUGAGCACGAGUAUCCAUGGGAGCAGAGUGACGCGAAGAAGUUGGAGAAUAUUAAGUGGUAG
This is a messenger RNA of Trematosphaeria pertusa, 1618 nucleotides long. RefSeq names its product cytochrome P450. Bases 29 to 1618 code for a protein of 529 amino acids. The transcript is spliced from 3 exons. The record is from RefSeq and is a predicted model, not a curated record. Gene Ontology annotation, molecular function: iron ion binding; heme binding; oxidoreductase activity, acting on paired donors, with incorporation or reduction of molecular oxygen. NCBI's taxonomy places the organism in Eukaryota, Fungi, Ascomycota, Dothideomycetes, Pleosporales, Trematosphaeriaceae.